Pistacia vera is the source of this 931-nucleotide messenger RNA. RefSeq names its product probable bifunctional TENA-E protein. Gene Ontology annotation, cellular component: cytosol. NCBI's taxonomy places the organism in Eukaryota, Viridiplantae, Streptophyta, Magnoliopsida, Sapindales, Anacardiaceae. The record is from RefSeq and is a predicted model, not a curated record. The transcript has 3 exons. Bases 72 to 752 code for a protein of 226 amino acids.
GUUUCAGUUUCAGUUUCCAGAAGAAACACAUCAGAAAAAAAAUUGGAAGGGAAGACUCGGAGAAGAGCGGGAUGAUCGACACGUGGCUGAGGAAACACCGUCUCCUCUACACUGGAGCGACUCGGCAUCCCUUCAUCCUCAGCAUUCGUGAUGGCACCGUCGAUCUCUCCUCCUUCAAAACAUGGCUAGGUCAAGAUUAUUUAUUUGUUAGGGAGUUUGCUCCAUUUGUGGCAAGCGUUCUGGUGAAAGCAUGGAAAGAAUCAGACGACAGAUAUGGUGAUACAGAAGUUAUAUUGGGAGGACUGGCCUCACUAAAUGAUGAAGUUGAAUGGUUCAAGAGAGAAGCCUCCAAGUGGGGCGUUCAACUCUCUAACAUUGCUCCUCAGAAAGCUAACGAGAAUUACUGCAGAUUUCUGGAGUAUUUGAUGAGCCCAGAAGUGGGAUAUACUGUGGCUAUCACUGCCUUUUGGGCCAUUGAAGCUGUCUAUCAAGAAAGCUUUGCUCACUGUCUUGAAGAUGGCGCUAAUACCCCACAGGAACUGCGGGAGACUUGCCAAAGAUGGGGCAACGAUGGUUUUGGUCAGUACUGUCUCUCUCUCAAAAAAAUCGCAAACCGGCGCCUGGAGAAAGCUUCAGAAGAUGCUCGACCAUUGGACGCUUCAAAGGAGGUCCUAAACAAAGCUGAAGUAGCUCUCAUUCGUGUCAUGGAACAUGAAGUCGAAUUCUGGAACAUGAGCCGUGGAGGUUCCUGAAUACUAAAAAAGACUUCACUUCAGAAACUAAACGUUAAAUAGGUCAACUCUGAGCUGCUUGUUCUUUUACUCCAUUUGCAUAAGUACUAAAAUAGGCUAUGUUUUGUGCAUGGUCUGAGAUAUGUAUAUUAGAUUUGUUACUAUAUAUAAUAUAAGCUUUCCUCUAGUAUUUUCAUUUA